AUGUUUAUUGUGAAGGUAAGACUGCGGCGCGGACUCAAGCGGUGCCUGCGUGGGCCCGGGACCGAGUUGCUGAAGGCCAAGGUCCUCCUUGGGGGGCCCUGCGAGAGUGGAAAAACAAUUUUGGCCAACUUUCUGACAGAAGCUUCUGACAUCACUGAAUACAACCCAACCCAAGGAGUGAGGAUCCUGGAAUUAGAGAACCCACGUGUAACCAGCAACAAUAAAGGCGCGGGGUGUGAAUUUGAGCUCUGGGAUCAUGGCGGUGAUUCAAAGUCCGAGUCUUGCUGGCCAGCCCUGAUGAAGCACUCUCACGGGGUGGUGAUCGUCUUCAACGCCAGCAUCCUAAGUCCCCUGAAGGAAAUUGAGAUGUGGUGUUCCUGCUUCGUCCAGCAGCAGUUCUUACAGAAUACUCCGUGUCUGUUAAUCGCACACCACAAACCAAGCUCCGGAAGUGACAAAGAAAACCCAGCUUUGGCACCACCCUUGAACAAGCUGAAGCUGGUACACUCGAAUCUUGAGGACAACCCGGAAGAGAUCAGGAUGGAAUUCAUCAAGUAUUUAAGAAGCAUAAUCAACUCAGUGUCCGAGAGCAAAGACCGGGAGACGUCCAUUAUUACCUGA
Molecule: messenger RNA, 621 nt
Organism: Dama dama (fallow deer)
Lineage: Eukaryota; Metazoa; Chordata; Mammalia; Artiodactyla; Cervidae
Product: intraflagellar transport protein 22 homolog
Exons: 2
Coding region: 1-621 (206 amino acids)
Biological process (GO): intracellular protein transport
Cellular component (GO): endomembrane system
Molecular function (GO): GTPase activity
Source: RefSeq, a predicted model, not a curated record